UCGCUAGCUGUGAAAUGAAGCACUCUGGAUGAGUACGCAACAAAGCAGGAUAAGAUCCAACGCAGCGGCUUUACUUACCAGGAUACGAGCUUGCAGAAACUUGGAAAGAGCAAGAAAAGUUCACGCCGAGGCUGUAGAAACCGGUGACCAUCUCGAAGCGUUCGUCGCAAACUCUCUUGUCAGGAUGUUCGCAAAGUGUGGCAGCAUGGCCGACGCUCGUCACGUCUUCGACAAGCUUCCACUGCCCGAUGUAGCGUCGCAAAACGCACUGAUUCAAGGCUACGCGGAGAACGGACAGGGUGAAGUUGCCUUGGAGCUCUUCGAAAGCUUGCGGCAGCGUAGCUACAGGCCGAGUUCCCGUAGCUUUGUCGCUGUUCUCAAGGCUUGCAUCGAUCUAGCAGCGAAAGAGGAGGCCAAACUGGUCGAUGGAAGGCCCGUGAAGUCGGACAGUCUCGGAAAAGGAGUGGAGAUCCAUGUUCUCGCAGGAAAACUCGGUUGUCUCGGCAGCAUCUUCGUGCUAAACAGCCUGAUCAGCUUCUACGCGAAGUGUGGCAGCAUGGUGGACGCUCGCAGGGUGUUCGACGGCAUGAAGCAGCGAGAUAUAGUCUCCUGGACGAGUUUGAUGCUCGGCUACGUUGAAAGUGGAGAGCCAGAGACGGGGCUGGAUCUGUUCGCAGCGUUGCUAGCCCAACGAGACUGUGAUCCGGACGCUACAACCUUCGUGGCUGCUCUCAAUGCUUGCACUGCUCUGGCGGCGAAAGAAGAUGGCAGACUUGUCGAUGGAAGAGUUCUGAGACUUAAGUCGCUGGAGCAGGGAAUGGCGAUUCACUGCGAAGCUCGGAAGCUCGGCUAUGAUCUCCACAGCGUCUUCGUGGUGAACAGCUUGAUCAACAUGUACGCCAAGUGUGGAGGCUCGCUGGACGCUCGUAAAGUCUUUGACAGUAUGACGCACCACGACGUUGUCUCCUGGAAUUCUUUGAUACUGGGCCUUGUCGAGAACUCUCAAGGUGGACUGGCUUUGGAUCUGUUUCCCUGCUCGAGCUGCCCUGCUCAAACUCUCAGCUUCGUGAUCGCCCUCAAGGCCUGUAGCUGCGUUGCUGCCAGUGAGGAUGGAGAACUUGUCGAUGAUAAGAUGGUGAAAGUCGAAGCUCUGGCGAAGGGGAUGGAGAUCCACUCUCGAGCACGAAAGCUGGGCCACGAGUCGGAGAUUCUCGUCGCAAACGCGCUGGUUGACAUGUACGCGAAGUGCGGAAGCUUGGAGGACGCUCGCGGGAUUUUCAACCGGAUGCCGCUGCACAGCCUUGUUUCCUGGACGAGUUUGAUGCUCGGGUACGCGGAGAAUGGCGAUGCCGACCGAGCGCUGGAACUCUUCGCCUUGGUGCGAGCUCGAGGCUGCGAUGUGCGGGCAUAUCUCGCGGCGCUGAAAGCUUGCGGGACUGUGGUGUCGCUGGACCUCGCAAGAGUCAUCCAUGAAGACAUCACUCGAGCCGGACUGGAGAAUUCUCUGGCUCUGGACACCGGCCUGGUCGACGUUUACGCCAAAUGUGGAAGCUUGGACUCUGCUCGUCGAGUUUUCGACGCUGUAGCCUCGAAGGACUCGGUGACUUGGACAGCGCUCGUAGCGGGCUAUGGCAGACAAGGUGACACAAGCCGGGUCUUCGAGUUCUUUCACAGGAUGCAAGACGAGGGACUCCGGCCAAACGCUGUGACUUUCCUGUGCCUUCUCACUGCCUGUAGCCAUGGUGGGCUUGUCGAGACGGGGAAGAGCUACUUCCAGGCGAUGGAGCCCAGAUAUGGUCUUGUUCCUGGUAUCGAGCACUACCACUGCAUGCUGGACAUACUUGGUCGCGCCAACGAGCUCGAGAGUGCCGUAGAGAUGGCGAGAAGGAUGCCUUUCAAGCCAAACCCGGUGACUUGGAUCACCAUCCUGGGAGCCUGUCACAAGUGGAAGAACGUCGCGGUGGGAAGGAUUGCGUUUGACGCGCUGGUGGAGCUGGAAGUCGGUGAAGGAGCCGUGUACACGCUCAUGUCCAGCAUCUAUGGAGCUCGAGGGAUGUGGGAAGAACAGGCUCGAGUGCUGGAGGCCAUGAGAAGAGGAGCUCGAAAGAAACCGAGAUGGCGAUGGUGGUCGGACCAAAUGGAAAGGAUUAUCGGUGGCGAUUCUUGUCAAGCUCGCUGUUUGUCUGGAAAAUCAAAUUUUUAGCUGA
Messenger RNA from Selaginella moellendorffii, 2207 nucleotides. RefSeq names its product putative pentatricopeptide repeat-containing protein At3g01580. Gene Ontology annotation, molecular function: protein binding; RNA binding. NCBI's taxonomy places the organism in Eukaryota, Viridiplantae, Streptophyta, Lycopodiopsida, Selaginellales, Selaginellaceae. Gene Ontology annotation, biological process: RNA modification. The record is from RefSeq and is a predicted model, not a curated record. Bases 29 to 2203 code for a protein of 724 amino acids. The transcript has a single exon.